Dendronephthya gigantea is the source of this 2029-nucleotide messenger RNA. RefSeq lists its product as uncharacterized. Lineage: Eukaryota; Metazoa; Cnidaria; Anthozoa; Malacalcyonacea; Nephtheidae. Bases 252 to 1868 code for a protein of 538 amino acids. The record is from RefSeq and is a predicted model, not a curated record. Gene Ontology annotation, molecular function: transmembrane transporter activity. Gene Ontology annotation, biological process: transmembrane transport. The transcript is spliced from 2 exons.
UGGUGACUACAAUGAUGAAACAUUAAACGACGACCACAUUCUUUACAGACGCAAACAACGGAAACCCAUGACCGUGAAAUGAACUAUAAAGAUUCUCUAGAGCAUUCGUGCAACGCUUUUUGAGGAAAGAAAAGCAAAGAUUGGUUAACAGUAAAGAGCCCAGUUAAUACCAAAGUGACGGGGCAGAAGCGAAGGGGAUGAAACGUGGAGCUUUAUGAAACGUGGAUCUUAUAAAGUAUUUUCGCGACAAGAUGCUGUGUGAAUCAAAGGGUAACCUUGAGUCAUCGUUUGAACUUACAUACCAGACCAAACGACAACUAACACUCAUCGGAUUCGCUUUGCGUCGAUUUGCCGCUGGUAUUGACUACAUAAUAAUCCUGCCGUCUGUGUAUUUCUAUCUACAAUCGCUGAACGCGAGUUACUAUUUUCUUGGUUUCGUUAUCGCUGGCGACUCGCUGGUCGCCUUUUUCAUCUCGCCAUUCAUCGAGAAGUUGGCAGAGAAAUGGCAGAGGAUACGGUUCCUCGGCUUUGUGGCGAACUUGUUUCAAAUUGCAGGCAGCUUGAUAUACGCCUUGCCCUUGUAUUAUUACAUGCCAUUGAUAGGGCGGCUAGUGUCGGGGUUAGGGCAAGGUUUCAGCGGGGCGUUGUAUUCAGAAGUGAAACGCGUGACUAAUCCAGAGGAACGAAAUCGCGUGAUGAUUUUUAUGGAAGGAGUGCGACUGUUUGGUGUAGUUAUCGGCCCUGGCAUGAAUUUCUUUGUCAAGGACUUUGAUUUGACUUUUGGCCCCUGGAUUAUUGAUCGUCGAACUGCGCCAGGGUUCUUCAUGGCGAUAGUUUGGGCAUUGGCCGAAAUCGUUCAUGUAUUUACAGUCUACGAUUUGAGCUUACAUCCGAACGCCUAUCAUGAAGUACCCAAAGACGACGACACGGAAGAAGAGCAACCUUUUUACCAAAAACCAAGCACUCCUCGCCUAUCUACGACACUUGACGAACCGUCUAAAGUAGAUGGCGAAUCUAAACCGAUCUCUGCCGAAGAUGAGGGACGACGCUCUCCGACGACAGUCUCCCACGAAGAUGAAAGAGGACAAAUUUCGACGACGCCCUCCGAUGAUGAGCAUACGGACAGCUCCGACAACGGCAAACAGAGCGAGGAAAUUCAAGCACUGGAAUCGGAUGACGAGUUUUCAAAACACGUUAGACCGGUUUCCCAAAGCAGUUAUACAAGAAAGCUUGAGGUGUCCACCAGAAACCGCAGCAUACAAGAACUGUUAUUCCGACGCGACGUCAUGAUUAUCUUAGUCUGUCAAUUUAUGAUGUUUUUUAAUCAAACCGCUUUUGAAACAUUGAUGUUGCUUAUUGGCGUAGAACAGUUGGGAUUCAACAUUACCAUUUUAAGUGCCAUCUUUAUUGUUGCUGGUGUCGAAAUGGUUACAGUUAUCAUUGUGGUGUGGUCCGCCAAUAAGUCGUUGGACGCGAAAUAUCUCCUCAUUACCAGUAUCUCAUCUGGUCUUUUGGCUUCAUUUGCGAGGCUUGCUAUCGGAUUUGCCGAAAAACAUUCAACCGGGAGUAUAGUAAUGACCUUGUUGAUGGGAGUUUUUACCAUCAUCGGAACGCCGAUUGUGAGCAUAGCUGGUAAAUCAUUGCUUCCUAAACUGACCAGUCCUGAAACUCACGGAUUUUACCAAAUUGCGUUUGCAACCUCGCAGCAUUUGGGUUUGGUCGCAGGCCCACUUGUUGCAAGUGCUUUGUACACUCAUCUUAUAUUGUUUAGUUCGUUGACUAUAACUGUGUUUCUUAUCGUGUAUCUUAUGUUGCUGCCGACUGUUGAGAAAAUGCAAUUUCCCGCGCACGGGUGUGCUGCAAGCUGACAUUUCAAAGGGUUUGUGUGGCACUCGAAGUAGCGUCUCAAUAUAUGAACUAUGAUUUAGACAUGCGUGUGUAAUGAAUCUUACGACUGCUAAUUCUUCGUGGUUUUAGACAAGAAAUCGAUAUUUGAAUGUUGUAAUAUGUAUAUAUAUAUAUAUAUAUA